Messenger RNA from Rana temporaria (common frog), 3365 nucleotides. RefSeq names its product TATA-box binding protein associated factor, RNA polymerase I subunit C (gene TAF1C). Lineage: Eukaryota; Metazoa; Chordata; Amphibia; Anura; Ranidae. Gene Ontology annotation, cellular component: fibrillar center. The coding region runs from base 77 to 3319 and encodes 1080 amino acids. The transcript has 15 exons. Gene Ontology annotation, molecular function: RNA polymerase I core promoter sequence-specific DNA binding. Gene Ontology annotation, biological process: transcription by RNA polymerase I. The record is from RefSeq and is a predicted model, not a curated record.
UGCGCGGGGUGGAACUGAGCGGAACUCCGGGUGCCGAUGAGGCUAAGUGGGCGGGGCCAGAAAGUAGGAAGAGUGGAUGGAGCACCCGCAUGUCCUCUUCCCCAGGUUUCACCAUGAAGGUCCUAUUGUCCAGCAAUCAUCCAGAUUUGUGCCCACCCCCCUGGGGUGGGGAGGAUAUGGAAGCAUUCAGGAAGAUGUCAGGGAUCCCGGGCAGAGGCGGUUUAUCCCCCUGUACAGCAGAAGAGCGGAGAGAUGGGAGACCAUCGAGCCAACGCCGGUCCCACUUCUACGCCCCAACACCGAUUGCGGCUUCUCACCAGUGACAGAAUAUGACCUGAUUCAUAGGAAGCUGAAGAAAGCGGAAAACACCAACCCCGGAAUUGCCGGAGUGUCCCUCAAUUUCAGCAAGCAGAUGGGCAGGUUCUGCUGGGAUCAGAGCGGCAUCGCUUUCCAGAGUAUGGGACGUCUGCUGGAGCCGCACCUCUACCUGGGAGAGAAGCCCCCGAGGGGAGUCGCAAAAGACCAAACUAAAAUGACAGAUAUGCUGCAGAGACUACAGAACGCGCCGUACCACGAAUGUCCCUACCCAUACAGCAGCUACCCCAUACGAGGCCUCUCCUUCCUCACUGGCGAUUGGCUGCAGGAUGUACCGCCCGCAUUGCUGGCUCAGCUGGUCGACGAUGGCAUGGCCGAUGAAUGGAAGCAGCUGCAAUUCCAGGAGUCUCUGACAGGGGGCGCUCUGUCCUGGGCGCCAUACCCGGGUGGUUCUGGAGGUUGCCUCAUCUAUCCUCGUGGGGCCGUUAUGAACCAGCUCCACUUUCAGCAGAUACUCAUGAAGCCCCCCAGAGUGAAGAUUAAAGGAAAGCCGGCCGUGUGCGACCUCCAGCAGAGGGUCCAACAAAUAAGCACUGGGGAGUUUGAUGACAUUUUUGUCGGUGUUCGAUCUACAUAUAAUUUGGCCACAUGGAGUUUUUCAGCUGAUGAUCCCCCCAGACCUCUUGGUGUUGUGAGAACGAAGACUCCCAGCACCUGCCUCAAUGUCAGCCCUCACCUGCCUGGUGAACUCUGUGUCUGUACGGAAAGUGGGACAUUGUACCUGUGGAACUUGGAGCGGGGAUUGCAGCGAAUCCGUCAGGAUGAACAAACCCUUUUCUUCCGCGAUGACUCUCACUGGAGAUGGAGUGACUUCACCUCCCACCCUCGUGUCCUCCUGUAUGCUGACCGCACUGGAGUGCAGGCUGCAGACGUUCGGGUGGAAGGUGGUCAGGGCCUGGACUUGUUUCGUAUCGGUCAGGAGUCGUCAUCCCAGAGAGGAGAGAGGGUGAUCUUAUCCCGCUGUCUGAGGGAGACGGAACCGGCUCACUUCCUGGUGACCACACAGUUCUCUGUUUACAUCAUGGACGACCGAUUCCCUCUGGUACCGCUGGCUAAAUGGACGCACAUGCUGGAGAGGCCGCCUGCGUUUGUCAGCGUCAUUCCAGGAGGUCAGACUGAGAGGACCAACAAGAUCCUUCUGGGAACCCAGCACAGCCAGGAGAGGGUGCUGCUGCAGUACUCAGGAGGUGAUAUGAACCCUUGCCAACUGCACCUACCCGCAGUGAGACUCCCACAGAAUUCAGAGUCCCUCCAUCAUCUGGAUCCAUUACAGCCCCAUCAAAGGGAGAUUGUGGCACAGAGACUGGGAUCUCCGAUGGCAGGAUUGGCUGCCGCAUGCACCGUUCUUAAUCCAGAAUUCCUGGUGCUUUUCCAUCUGACAGAGGCUGGUGAUGUCUUUACUCAGCAGUUGGCAUACAAGAGGUCUCUGGCUCCGAGCUCCAACCAUUUUUCCGGAGGGAAUCCAAGUUGUACAGUCGAGAGGACAGUGGCUAAUGACACCCCAACAGAGCAGAUUUCAGAAGCUGUCACCAUUGAAUUAGACACUUCUGGCCAAGAUCCAGAAAGUGGACCAAACCUGGGAGCUGUAGAACGUUCUCCUGAAACUGUCUCCACCAAUGGAAUUCACGCCACGAGUCCUAUCUACGAGGUAAUGUCUAGUUCUCCACCUUCGUUCAGCACCAAGUCUAAACUUUCCUUCAGCAAGUGGAUCCAUCGUGUACUCAAUAUCUGCAAAGGAAGCGUAGAGGAGCUCCAGCGUCCGGGAUGCAAGAUUAACAAGUUGUUCCGUGCAGAAGAGUUACGGGAAACUCCUCAGGAGGUAGAUCGAUUGCGAGAUUGCUUACGUCAAGGUAUGAGAACGGGCAAACUCAUAAAAUUGGGCUCCACGACCAGGUCUGAGACGGUGGAGCUUGUGCGCGCCGAGAGCUGGAAAGACCCAUUAAGCCAGAGGCUUACCGCAGCUUGGGAGGGACGGCUUAAACAGUUGUGGGACGACCACAAAGGCCUGAAUAAGGUCAGCAAGAUGCAGGCUCUUCGAGAGAAGAGACGAAGACAAAAGCUGCAGAGGGCUCAAAGCCAAAGCUCCUUAACAGGAAGUCUUUUGUCCUCUCUUAGUUUCCGUUCUGAUGUUUACGAGACAGAAGCCAGUUCCCCGUGGUCUUACGAUAGUGCCCCGGUGGCAGACGUGGACACGUCGGUCUAUUCUGCUGUCAGUGAAAAGCAAGGUAAUGCGGUCUCUCUUGACCAAAUUUCUAACUGUAGUUUCCAGUCGGGGCCUUCAACAAGGUCAGACCUCUUCCGUGUUAGACUGGCACAAGCCAACUUAAAUGUAAGUGACUCAAAGUUAUCAGAAACUUGUCCUAUCAUCUCCUCACAGUCCCUGCGCUCUAAGGGGAUCCCUAAAGAGAGGAGGAGGACGCUGCAAGAAUUCAUGAGCAGAGACCCGCCAACCAGCGUUCCUACACAGAUAUUUCAGGAGACAGCCCUGUCCCAGAACUCACAGACCCCCCCGUGGUCCUCACAAACUCUCCCAACGGACACUGAGAUGCAAACUUGCUCAAAGCUCCCUCCAGGGACAACCUUCUCUCAGAGUUCCCAGACCCUCUCGCAAAGCUUGCAGCGACAGACCUCUCCACAGCGGUCUCAGACUCUCUCAACAGCCACUAGGAUGCAAACCAGCUCACAGCUCUCUCAGGGGAUGACCUCAUCUCAGGGCUUGCAGACCCCUGUCCAGCCACAGACCCCUUCACGGUACUCACAGACUCAAACUCUCUCAACGCGCACUGGGAUGCUAACCCGCUCACAGCUCUCUCAGGGGACAACCUUCUCUCAGAGUUCCCAGUUCCUCUCACAAAGCCUCCAGCCACAGACUUCCUCACAGCGCUCAGCAACGCAAACCCGUUUGCAGCAGCCACCAGCUAAAAAGUUUCGUAUGGGGUUCUAAUUUUUUGCUCUUGUGGCCGAUUCUCAACAUCAUCCUUCACAUAAUU